AUGGUUUCUCCAACUGAGGCAGAAGUGAUGCCCGAGGUCACUUUUAGUGUGCCUGGAGAGCUCUUCUGGCUUCCCAGAGGUGGAGGAGCAUCGAGGCCUUCCAGCUGUCAACCUGCAACUACGAAAAGUGACAAGUCAUAUCGGGGACGCCGCCACCACUGUGACUUCUGUGACUAUAGGACUGAUCAUAGGUCUCAUCUGAAAGCACACACCAUCAUCCAUACAGGCGAGCGGCCGUUUGAAUGCCAUUUGUGCCCUCAGAGCUUCACACAAAAGUGCAAUCUCAAGAAACACCUGCGCACUCACAAUGGGGAGAGGCCAUUUCAGUGCCCUUCAUGCCCUCAGAGCUUCUCGGUUAAGUCCACUCUUAUUGAUCACCUGCGCACUCACACAGGCGAUAGGCCAUUUCAGUGCCCUUCAUGCCCUCGGAGCUUCUCAAUUAAGCGCACUCUGAAAGAUCAUCUCCGCACUCACACAGCAUCGAGGUUUUCCAGCUGUCAAGCUACAACCACGAAAAGGGAGACGUCACGUCAGGGACGCCACCACCAGUGUAACUUCUGUGACUAUGAGACUGAUAAUGCAUUUCAUCUAAAAAGACACACCAUGGCCCAUACAGGCGAAUGGCCGUUUGAGUGCCAUUUGUGCCCUCACAGCUUUGCACAAAAGUAUAAUCUCAUGGUACACCUGCGCACUCAUACAGGCGAAAAGCCAUUUCAGUGCCCUUCGUGCCUUCGCCGUUUCUCGCAUAAGUGCACUCUGAAUAAUCACCUCCGUACCCACACAGGCGAGAGGCCAUUUCAGUGCCCUUCAUGCCCUCGGAGCUUCUCAAUUAAGCGCCAUCUUACUGAUCACCUGCGUAUCCACACAGGCGAGAGGCCAUUUCAGUGCCACUUAUGCACUGAGACCUUUGCAUUUAGAAGAAAACUAAAUAGCCACCUGAGCUAUCACAAGGGCAAGUGACCCUUUCAAUGCUACUUCUGCUUUCAGAGCCUUUUCUAAACAGCACAUUUUUCUUGUCAUUCAACAGCACUUUGCAAAUGUUAAAGAAGUUGUGUAAGACAAAUAUCAAGCUGUGGGUCUAGUAUCAAAGGUAUGCCUUCAUCAUUACCACUUGAGUAUUCUUAUACAUAUAAUAAGCUUCUGCAAUGUUGACUGUGCUGUUAGGGUGCAUGCAUAGCUUCAUGAUAUUGUGUGAUAGCACUUGUUUAUGCAUGCACCGAGUUUACUUUAUUGUAUUUGUUUGUCUGAUUUUGAUGUGUGGCUAUUAAGAGGCAACUGCCACAAAAUAAACGAUCCUUGCUCUGGCA
This is a messenger RNA of Dermacentor albipictus, 1307 nucleotides long. Its product is annotated as zinc finger protein 782-like. The record is from RefSeq and is a predicted model, not a curated record. Gene Ontology annotation, biological process: regulation of transcription by RNA polymerase II. NCBI's taxonomy places the organism in Eukaryota, Metazoa, Arthropoda, Arachnida, Ixodida, Ixodidae. Gene Ontology annotation, cellular component: chromosome. Gene Ontology annotation, molecular function: chromatin insulator sequence binding.